Messenger RNA from Hemicordylus capensis (graceful crag lizard), 5788 nucleotides. It is a transcript of the gene DEPDC5, whose product is annotated as DEP domain containing 5, GATOR1 subcomplex subunit. Bases 437 to 5275 code for a protein of 1612 amino acids. Gene Ontology annotation, biological process: positive regulation of autophagy; cellular response to amino acid starvation; negative regulation of TORC1 signaling. The transcript is spliced from 43 exons. Gene Ontology annotation, molecular function: GTPase activator activity. Lineage: Eukaryota; Metazoa; Chordata; Lepidosauria; Squamata; Cordylidae. Gene Ontology annotation, cellular component: lysosomal membrane; GATOR1 complex. The record is from RefSeq and is a predicted model, not a curated record.
CCUGGGCGCCUUCCUCAGCCGCAAUUCUCCUGUCUUUUGGAUGCCACGUUUCUCUCUCUCUGCAUUGGCAAGGAAGCGAGCCCAGCAAGCCACAAAAACGAGGCCGGGGGGUGGGGGGCGCAACAGGAAAGGCCGGUCUCUAUGGCUACGGGCCGGGCCGGCACGUGACACGCGGGGAGGCUGGUCAGUCAGUCUAGUCUCCUCCUCUAUGGAUUCCCGGAGGCAGUCCCCGGAUGAGGAAGUGCUCGGCUACUACCAGCGCCGACUGCGUGAGGGAGAAGGAAGGGAGGACGGAAGAGUCCCGCGCCUGCCCCGCCCCCCCCGCCUCCUUGGCCACCGGCUGGAACCGGGCUUGGGACGGGGAGUGGGCUCCGGGAAAGCAAGAUGUUUAGCUAUGCAACUAGUAUCUAGUAACUGAGGAGAACAAGGAUUCAAGAUGAGGACCAACAAGGUUUACAAGCUGGUCAUACACAAGAAGGGCUUCGGGAGCUGCGCAGUGAGGUGGCAAUUGCCUCGCUUAUUUCUUUCAGAUGAUGAGCUUGUGGUGAACCCCAAAGUAUUUCUGCAGAUCAAGCUGGGAGACAUUGUGGAGAUUGCCCACCCCAAUGAUGAAUACAGCCCUCUGCUCCUGCAAGUGAAAUCGCUCAAAGAGGAUUUGCAGAAGGAAACCAUCAGCGUAGAUCAGACCGUUGCUCAGGUGUUCCGGCUGAGACCCUACCAAGAUGUUCACGUGAAUGUUGUUGACCCAAAGGAGGUGACCCUUGAUUUGGUGGAGCUCACAUUCAAGGAUCAGUACAUCGGGCGUGGGGACAUGUGGCGACUGAAGAAGAGCUUGGUUGGCACAUGUGCUUAUGUCACUCAGAAGGUGGAAUUUGCAGGCAUUCGGGCUCAGGCAGGCGAACUGUGGGUGAAAAGCGAGAAAGUCACGUGUGGCUACAUCAGCGAGGACACACGGGUGGUGUUCCGCUCAACCUCAGCCAUGGUAUAUAUCUUCAUCCAGAUGAGCUGUGAAAUGUGGGAUUUUGACAUUUAUGGGGACCUUUACUUUGAGAAAGCUGUGAACAGCUUCCUUGCUGACCUCUUCACCAAGUGGAAGGAGAAGAACUGCAGCCACGAAGUGACCGUUGUCCUCUUCUCUAGAACAUUCUAUGAGGCCAAGUCCCUGAAUGAAUUCCCAGAAGCACAUCGUUCCUCAAUUCGGUCAGACCAUGAAGGAAGAUUCUAUGAAGACUUUUACAAAUUCCUUUACAGGGUGGUGGUUCAGAAUGAAAGGCGAGAGGAAUGGACGUCGUUGCUGGUCACCAUUAAAAAACUCUUCAUCCAGUACCCUGUCUUGGUGCGGCUGGAGCAGGCAGAGGGCUUUCCUCGGGGGUUCAAUUCCACCUCUGCCCAAGGGAACUACCUGGAGGCCAUCAAUCUCUCCUUCAAUGUGUUCGACAAGCAUUACAUCAACCGGAACUUUGACCGGACAGGGCAGAUGUCUGUGGUCAUCACACCGGGUGUGGGGGUCUUUGAAGUGGACCGGCUCCUCAUGAUCUUGACCAAGCAGCGCAUGAUAGACAACGGGAUUGGGGUCGAUCUGGUGUGCAUGGGAGAACAGCCCCUCCAUGCUGUGCCCCUCUUCAAGCUGCACAACCGCUGCAGUCCUGGAGAUUCUCGCCUGGGUGACGACUACAACAUCCCGCACUGGAUAAACCACAGUUUCUACACCUCCAAGAGUCAGCGCCCGUGCAACAGCUUCACGCCACGGAUCAAACUGGCCGCCAGAAAACCGCAGAGUGAAAAAACGAAAAGCAGCCGGGAUUCUUCAUUGGGGGCUGCUAAAGAGACGGAGAACGCUCUCCCUAUCCCAGUGGACUGCGACGGGUACGAUGGCCAGGUCUUCCGGCUGCCUGGCCCGUCCAGAGCCCAGCGCUGCACCACCUUCCGGUCUGCGCGGGAGCGAGAGAGCCGCACCCGUAAAAGCUCCAGCUCUUACGACGUCUCAUCCAGCCCUUCCGUGCAGAGCCGCACCCUGCCUCCGGAAGAGGUGAGGAGCCAGGCAUCAGACGACAGCUCCCUGGGCAAGAUCUCCAACAUCUUGAUGAUCCCCCGGCCUCACCUGCACCAAUAUGAAGUCAGCAGUUCCUUGGGCUACACCAGCACCCGAGAUGCCCUUGAGAACAUGUUGGAGUCUCAGCAGCGUGACUCCAGCGCACCCGGAAGAUUCCACGUCGGCAGUGCCGAAUCGAUGCUGCACAUACGCCCUGGCAGCUACGCUCCGCAGCGGGCGCUCAUAAACCCCUUUGCCCCAUCCCGGAUGCCCAUGAAACUCACCUCCAAUCGGAGGCGCUGGAUGCACACUUUCCCUGUAGGUCCGUCGGGGGAAGCAAUCCAGAUCCACCACCAGACACGUCAGAACAUGGCGGAAAUGCAAGGCAGCGGGCAGAGAGACUGGACUCACUCCUCGGCUGAGCUGCUGGAGCUGGCCUAUCACGAGGCGGCUGGGAGGCUCGGGGGUUCCCGGCAUCCAGAUGAAGGCGCUUCCUUCUCGAACUUCGGUGGAAUGGAAGAUUACUCCAGCCAGCUGAUUGGCACCAACGGCACAGGAAUGACUGUCAGAAUCCAGAAUAAGGACUCCUCGGAAGAGACUGUUCCCAACUCUCCAGAUCCGAUUCUGACACUGUCUGCUCCCCCCGUAGUGCCAGGCUUCUGUUGUACGGUCGGGGUGGACUGGAAGUCCCUUACCACUCCGGCCUGCCUCCCCCUCACCACGGAUUACUUCCCGGAUCGCCAGAGUCUGCAGAACGACUACACCGAAGGUUGCUAUGACCUGCUUCCUGAGGCCGACCUGGAUAGGAGGGAUGAAGACGGGGUGCAGAUGACGGCUCAGCAGGUGUUUGAGGAGUUCAUCUGCCAGCGCCUCAUGCAGGGCUACCAGCUCAUCGUGCAGAGCAAGCCGCAGAAGCCCCCCGCGGCCGCCCAGCCCCCCCUCAGCAGCAGCCCCCUGUACAGUCGAGGGCUCGUUUCACGGAAUCGACCCGAGGAGGAAGAUCAGUACUGGCUGAGCAUGGGCCGGACCUUCCAUAAAGUGACCUUGAAGGACAAGAUCGUCACCGUCACUCGGUAUCUGCCAAAGUAUCCCUAUGAGUCUGCCCAGAUCAACUAUAGUUACAGCCUUUGCCCUUGUCACUCGGAUUCUGAGUUUUUCUCUUGCUGGGUAGAAUUCUCCCACGAGAGGUUGGAGGAUUACAAAUGGAAUUACCUGGACCAGUAUAUUUGCUCAGCAGGUUCAGAGGAUUUCAGCCUCAUCGAGUCUCUGAAAUUCUGGCGGACUCGCUUCCUGCUGCUGCCAGCCUGCACCAGCGCCACAAAGCGGAUCGCGGAGGGAGAGAUACACUUCGACGUGUACCGGAGCAAGCCCCGCUCGCCCGAGGAGGAGUGGCAGCACCUAGACAGCGUCAUCCGCUUUGUGGAGGGCCUGAACCGCAUCCGUAGGCGCCACCGGUCGGACAGGAUGAUCCGGAAAGGGCCUGCUGUGAAAGGCCUGCAGACAGCGGGUCCCCUCGCCACUCACCCUUCGGAACCCUCUGGGCCACCGCCUCUUGGCAAGAAAGGAACCUCUGCGCUCUCUGCUCUGUUGGAGAUGGAAGCCAGCCAGAAGACCCUGGGCGAACAGCAGGCAGCAGCGCUUGCUGGGAUGAAGAUCUCCAGCCAGCCAGUCGAGAACAGCAGCGGCGGCAGCAUUGCCAUCACGCCCACCUACGUGGACAGUCCACGCAAGGAUGGGACCUUCUCUAUGGAGUUUGUUCGAAGUCCACACGCAGCAUCUGCCUUCCACACACAGGUCUCCAUUGAUCAGGGCAUUCCUGCGACCCUAGAAGGCAGCGUGUUGAUCAGUGCAAGCCAGUCGGCAGACCAAGGCAGCACCCAGAAUGUGGGAGACCGCCAGGGAUCCACUGCGUCUGGCUCCGUUGAGAGCAGCUCCCAGCUGUCCUCCGCAAGCUCCCUGACCUCAUCGUCCACUUUGAUAGAGAUCCUGGAAGCCAUGAAACACCCCACCACAGGCGUCCAGUUCCUCUUGGAUCAGAAGGGCCUCUCCCCCAAUUGCUUCAUCAGUGCCGAGGUGGUUCACUGGCUGGUGAACACCGUCGAAGGGGUCGAGACUCAGGCCAUGGCGAUCGACAUCAUGCAGAAAAUGCUGGAUGAGCAGCUGAUCGUGCACCCCUCUGGCGAGGUCCUCAGCACCUUCAUCUAUGGCUUCUACUUCUACCGGAUUGCCGAGGACAAAGAGCAGGACCGAGUGGGGAUCCCGUGGCACUUGGCAUCGAAGGAAGACUCUUCGGCCUUCCAGCGGAAGUGGUUUGAGGUGGCCUUCACGGCCGAGGAGCUGCCGCACUCCGAGAUCCCGGCAUUCCUCCUGCCCUGGCUGCCCAGCCGCCCGGCCUCCUAUGCCAGCAGGCACAGCUCUUUCAGCCGCAGCUUCGGGGGCCGCAGCCAGACGGCGGCGCUGUUAGCUGCCACGGUGCCUGAGCAGCGGACAGUGACACUGGACGUGGACAUCAACAACCGCACAGACCGCCUGGAGUGGUGCAGCUGUUACUACCACGGCAACUUCUCCUCCAGUGCCGCCUUCGAGAUCAAACUGCACUGGAUGGCUGCGACGGCCGCCGUUCUCUUCGAGCUGGUUCAGGGUUGGCAUCGCAAGGCGACGUCCUGUGGGUUCUUGCUGGUUCCAGUCCUAGAAGGCCCGUUUGCACACCCCAGUUACUUAUACGGGGACCCCCUUCGAGCCCAGCUGUUCAUCCCGCUCAACAUCAGCUGCUUGCUGAAAGAGGGUAGUGAGCACCUUUUUGACGGCUUUGAGCCGGAAACCUACUGGGAUCGCAUGCACCUCCUCCAAGAGGCGAUUGCCCAGAGGUUUGGAUUUGUGCAAGACACAUACUCGACGUCUGCCUUCAUCUUCCCUGCAGACAACAAGCCCCAGUACAUCCACGUGACCGGCACGGUGUUCCUUCAGCUGCCGUACUCCAAGAGGAAGUUCUCCGGGCAGCAGCGAAGACGCCGCAAUUCGACCAGCUCAGCCAAUCAGAACAUGUUCUGCGAGGAGCGCAUUGGUUAUAACUGGGCGUACAACUCCAUGCUCACCAAGACGUGGCGCUCGAGUGCCACGGGGGAUGAGAAGUUUGCGGAUCGGCUGCUGAAGGACUUCACGGACUUCUGCUGCAAUAAAGACAACCGGCUUGUCGCCUUCUGGACAAGCUGCCUAGAGAAAAUGCAUGCCAGUGCGCCUUGAAGGAUGCGACCCCCUGCAGGCCACAGAAGCAGAGUGAAAUUGAGAUCAGCGGCGGGUGGGGAGUAGAUAUUGACUACAGCUCCCAUCAUCCCCAGGCAAAAGCCAUUGCUGCUGGGGAUUCUGGGAGUUGUAGUCAGCACCUGGGAAGAAAUCCAUGCUACGGGGAACACGGGUGCCGAGAGAAUCUGGUCAGGCUUGUGGAAGUGAGAGGGUGCUCUGGAUCAGCGGAGUUGAUGGCUGCCACAGAUGGUCUCCCUGCAGGCAGUUGUUUUCCCUUGUCACAGCUCCUUCCCCAAUGGAGGGAAGCAUCUGGGAAGACAAGAGAUGCCCCCAAGUACAGACUGGGGCAGAAAGAUGCCAGUCGUCAUUUCCAAAUAAUAAGCAGAACCUUUCUGACCUCUUGGGAUGCUCCUGUAUUUGUGUGGAUAUGUAAGAUACUGUACUAUAUAUGUAUGUAAAUACUCAAAAUAAAAAUGGAGGGAUUCCCCCCAUUAUGAUGGCUAAUAUAAAUAA